AUGUUAUAUGGCUUGUCGGCUCUUCGAGGAGCGCCUGCACAACAUGCCACUUCCCAGCUGCUGACGUCAAGCUUCGCCCCAACGCGAUCAUACCAAACACACCUCGUCCGCCGCCUACAAACUAGAGCAUGGGAGCCACUACGACCUCCCAAUCCCGCAGACCUUCCCAAACCGAGACCGCGAAAGGUAAAGCCGCCAUUUACCCGUCGGAAAUGGGUGCGCCGCCUCGCCAUCGUCUCUGCGCUGGUCGGUACAGGUUACCUGGUUGACACGCAAUUCUACGCUUCAUCCUUGACGCGCAGUCUACGAUGCUUUAGGACUGGGCUGUUGAUUGGAAUCGACUACAAGAUCAACUUUCGCGCCCAUCCACCGCUCGCGAAUAGCAUCGAGGAUCUGCACGCAAGGAACGCGCAGAGGAUAUUCGAUCUGCUGCGACACAAUGGCGGGCUGUACCUGAAGAUUGGCCAGGCCAUCGCAAUGCAGAGUGCGAUCCUACCACCCCAGUUUCAGAAGAUGUUCGCCAAGAUGUUCGACGAUGCGCCGCAGAAUGAGUGGUGGGAGGUCGAGAAGGUUAUACAAGAAGACUUUGGGAAGAGCGUAGAAGAAGUGUUUGGCGUGAGUCUCGUGAAAGAAGAAGGCAAGGGGAUAAUGGAGAAGACAGCAAGAGCAAGUGCGAGUGUGGCGCAAGUACAUUGGGCGAGACUGGCAGACGGAAGGGAGGUCGCGAUCAAGAUCCAGAAGCGCGAGAUUGCGCAACAGGUCGGAUGGGAUCUGUGGGCUUUCAAGGUGGUGACCAAGGUGUAUACAUGGUGGUUCAAAAUUCCUGUUUACACCAUGGUACCGUACAUCUCGGAGCGCUUGAUGCUGGAAACCGACUUCGAGAACGAAGCCGACAAUGCGGAGGAAAUGAGGCGUCUGGUGUCAGGCGAGAAGAGGCUGAACGGCCGGGUCUACAUACCACAAGUAUAUAGGGAACUGUCGAGCAAGAGAGUCAUGACAGCUGAAUGGAUCGAAGGCGUCCGGCUGUGGGAUAAGGAGGGCAUUGUGAAUACCUGGAAAGGCGGCUGGCAUCAAGGCAGCCCUGGUGCAGGUGGAAACAAGCUGCCACCCAUUCCUCAUAGGAAUGUCAAAGUUGACACAAAUUCUCCAGAAGACGCUCCGAAAAACGACUUCUAUAAGCCCGACCGUACCUACUGGCAAGGUAAAGACGGCAAAGGCGGCCUCGGCGUCUCGCUCAAAACCACAAUGAACACUAUUGUCGACCUCUUUUCCGCACAAAUGUUCCUCUGGGGCAUCGUACACUGCGAUCCCCACCCAGGGAACAUAUUCAUCCGCCGGCUACCUAGCGGACAGCCCGAAGUCGUCCUCAUCGACCACGGCCUCUACAUCCGCAUGAGCCCUGAGUUCCGACACCAAUACUCCCUAUUCUGGAAGUCGUUACUCGCCUUCGACAACGAGACGAUACAAGAAAUAGCGACGUCCUGGGGUGUUGGACACGCGGAUAUAUUUGCUUCCGCGACGCUCAUGCGGCCGUAUCAGGGUGGUGAUAAUAGCGUGCUGAAAGAGCUCCGGAAGGGGCCCAAGGGCAAGGACCAGGCAGAGAGAGCCUUUGAAAUGCAAAGCAAAGGCCGCGACGCCGUCAAACUCCUGCUGGCCGACGACAAAAAAUGGCCGCGCGAACUCAUUUUUAUCGGUCGCAAUCUACGCAUCGUUCAGGGAAACAACCAGUUCCUUGGCUCACCUGUGAAUCGCAUCAAGAUCACGGGCUUGUGGGCGAGCAGGGCGCUGACGGAGAACAAGGACCUUGGCGUUGGGGAGAGGUGGACGAAUUGGCUCAAGCAUGUGCGAUUCAGGGCUGUAUUAGCGUUGAGUGAUGUGGUCUUCUUCUGGAGUAAGGUGAGACAGUGGGUGGGUGUGGGGAGGGGCAUGGAGGACGACAUUGAGCAGAAGAUGAAGGUCAUGGCGAAGGACUUUGGCGUCGAGCUGAACCACGGCCCGAACCGAGGCCUGUACUGUAGCGCGCGGCUUCUUGCGGGGAACGCUUACUAUUCAUUUAUUCUCUAUCGUUCAUUCUCGACGUCAACAUCAACAUCAACUUUCAUUACCUGGGAAGUUUUGCCAGUAGCUUCUAGUCACUGUUUCAACCGCCCCAAAGCCCUAAACUCCUUCGGUGGCAACCUGAUCCCCGACACCAUCGCGGCCCUGCGCACGCUCAACGAGCACCCUGACACCGUCUUCACCGUCAUCACAGGCGAAGGGCGGUUCUUCUCCGCGGGCGCAGAUGUAAAAGGGAUUGCGGGGGCAAGUGAGCCAACAGAGUAUAAGAAUGCAGCCGAGAAGAAGCUGGCCUACCUGGCCAAGUUCAACUACGCAACCGAACUCCUCCGCUCCAUGAUCGACCACAAAAAAGUCCUCAUCCUCGCGCUCAACGGCCCCGCCGUCGGCGGCGGCGCAGCCUGGUUCCCGGGCAUCGCAGACAUUGUCCUAGCCUCGUCCACGGCGUGGCUACAAUGCCCCUUCUCAGCCCUGGGCUUAGUACCCGAAAACGGGUCCGCACUCUCGUUCGCGCAGUCCAUUGGGAUCCACCGCGCCAACGACUUUCUCAUGUUUGGUCGCAAGUUGAGUGCGCAGGAGCUGUUGGAGGCCGGGCUGUAUAAUUAUGUGUGGGAGGUGGAGAGUGGGGAGGCGUUUCAGGAGAGGGUGGUUGGGUUCUUGCAGGGCCAGUUGGAGGGGAACGAUGGGAAGAGUAUGAUGGAGAUGAAGAGGUUGCAGAAUGCGCCGAUACGGGAUGCGAGGUUGAUUGCUGUGGUUAAUGCUGUGGAUGCGCUGGCUGAGCGGUUCGUCGAGGAUGCGCCUAUGAAGCGGUUUGAGCAGAAGAGGAGGGAGUUGGAGGAGAAGAGUAAGACUAGGGCGAAGAUAUGA
Molecule: messenger RNA, 2922 nt
Organism: Cucurbitaria berberidis CBS 394.84
Lineage: Eukaryota; Fungi; Ascomycota; Dothideomycetes; Pleosporales; Cucurbitariaceae
Exons: 5
Coding region: 1-2922 (973 amino acids)
Source: RefSeq, a predicted model, not a curated record